UGGGCAGAGCCUCUUGUUCUGUGCCUGAUUAAGAAAACACUUACAGCAAGCAUAGGAAGAACACAGGGAACCUAAAGAAAAUGCAGAGUUUUGGGUCUACUUUGCUCUUCACCAUGUUCAGCUAAGAGGCUUUGUGGAUCCCAUUUUAAAGAAAUGUAAUAAAAGGACUUCAAGUGGCAUUAAAAGGAAAAACAUGGGGAUACUAUAUUCACAGCCCAUUUGCCAGGCUGCUUACAAUAAUGACUUCAACGAACUUCAGCUCCUAUUGGAAGAAGACAUCAGUAAUCUGAAUGCUCAGGACCAUUUUGGUGGAGACACACCAUUAAUCUGUGCAUGCAAGAAAGGGCACAAUAGAAUUGUCAGUUACCUUCUGAAAAUGGAUGCUGAUGUGAACAUAAAAAAUAAGAAAAAAAGAACCUGUUUGCACUAUGCUGUCAAAAAACGAUUUGGUUUCCUUGAUUACUUGCUCAUCAUACUUUUAAUGCCUGUUAUGCUACUGGGAUAUCUUCUAAUGAUUUCUAAAAGUAAGCAGAACGAACACCUCAUCAAGAUGCUACUUAGAGCUGGUGCAUAUGUUAAUGCUCAAGAUGAUUUAGGACGGACUGCCCUACACUACGCUUGUGAAAUGAAAAACCAGUCCAUCAUUCCAUUAUUAAUUGAAGCAGGUGCUGACAUUUCCAUAAAGGACAAGGAUGGAGAGACUCCAUUAGACAUAGUAAGAAGAUUAAAGUUCCUCAACAUAGAACACAUAUUAAAGAAGGAUUCCUAGCUCAUUACAUCUGAAAUUGUUAGAAAAGCCCCAACCCAUGGGGCCAAUUCAUUGUGAUAAAUGCAAUUCCAUUUACAAUUUCAAGUAACAUCAAGCUUACAUCAGCCAAUAAGCUUAUGCAAAAGAAUAGACUGCACUAAAUCCUGUUGCUGAGGUUUCAUGGGUGAUAAAAUCAAAAUGAUGUGGUCAAUUUUGUGAGCAUCAAAACAUUAUUUUUAUUUUCAUGAUUGUUUUCUUAAUAAAGUACAAAGUCAAUGUUUUUCAAACUUGUCCAAAUAAGAUGUGUGGACUUCAAUUUCCAGAAUUCCCCAGCUAGUUGAAGUCCACACAGAGUUUGUCAAUUUGAAAACCAUUGGUACGGUAUUUAUUUCAUUGGUAUUAAAUUGUGCAAUUUAUAUGUGUUGUAAUCAAAACGGAUUUAGCAAUAAAGAUCUGUUGCAAAUUUACUUUUAAUCUGUCAAAAA
Crotalus tigris (Tiger rattlesnake) is the source of this 1233-nucleotide messenger RNA. RefSeq names its product ankyrin repeat domain 22 (gene ANKRD22). The record is from RefSeq and is a predicted model, not a curated record. Lineage: Eukaryota; Metazoa; Chordata; Lepidosauria; Squamata; Viperidae. The transcript is spliced from 6 exons. Gene Ontology annotation, molecular function: protein binding. The coding region runs from base 194 to 769 and encodes 191 amino acids.